Thermochaetoides thermophila DSM 1495 is the source of this 1548-nucleotide messenger RNA. RefSeq names its product UDP-galactopyranose mutase-like protein. The record is from RefSeq and is a predicted model, not a curated record. Bases 1 to 1548 code for a protein of 515 amino acids. The transcript has 6 exons. Gene Ontology annotation, molecular function: oxidoreductase activity. NCBI's taxonomy places the organism in Eukaryota, Fungi, Ascomycota, Sordariomycetes, Sordariales, Chaetomiaceae.
AUGGCGGAUAUCAAUGUUGACGUUCUCGUUAUUGGUGCUGGCCCAACUGGUUUGGGUGCGGCUAAGCGCCUUCAGCACAUUGACGGCCCUUCCUGGCUGAUCGUGGAUGCCAACGAGAAGGCUGGCGGCCUUGCUUCCACAGACGUUACUCCUGAGGGCUUUCUUUACGAUGUCGGCGGCCACGUUAUCUUUUCCCACUACAAGUACUUUGACGAUUGUCUCGACGAGGCCCUGCCCAACAAAGAGGACUGGUACCACCACCAGCGCAUUUCGUAUGUGCGGUACAAGGGUCUCUGGGUCCCCUAUCCCUUCCAGAACAACCUUUCGAUGCUGCCCAAGGAGGACCAGGUGAAGUGCAUCGAGGGUCUCAUCGACGCCACUCUGGCUGCUCGUGUUGCGACCGACAAGCCCAAGGACUUCGAUGAGUGGAUUCUGCGGACAUGCGGUGAGGGUGUCGCCAACAUCUUUAUGCGCCCUUACAACUACAAGGUUUGGGCGGUGCCCACGACCAAGAUGCAAUGCCAGUGGCUCGGCGAGCGUGUCGCUGCCCCUGACCUCAAGCUGGUCACUAAGAACAUCAUCCUCAACAAGGUUGCUGGUAACUGGGGUCCCAAUGCCACCUUCAGGUUCCCGGCACGCGAUGGUACCGGCGGUAUCUGGAUCGCUGUUGCGAACACCCUCCCGGAGGAGAAGAAGAGGUUCGGCAAGAAGGGCGAGGUUGUCAAGGUGGAUGCUGAGAAGAAGAUCGUCACGCUCGGCGAUGGCACCACGGUCGGCUACGAUAAGCUUAUCAGCACGAUGCCCGUCGAUCACCUCGUUGAGAAGAUGGGCAACGAGGAGCUGGUCAAGCUGUCCAAGGGCCUCUUCUACUCGUCGACCCACGUCAUUGGCGUCGGUAUUCGCGGCGAGCGUCCGGAGCGCAUCGGUGACAAGUGCUGGCUCUACUUCCCCGAGAACAAUUGCCCCUUCUACCGUGCAACUAUCUUUUCGAACUACUCGCCGUACAACCAGCCGCAGGCUGAUGUCGAGCUUCCGACCAAGUAUCUGGCCGAUGGCAGUCCUGCGCCGAGCAGCGAGCCCAAGCCGGGCCCGUACUGGUCAAUCAUGCUUGAAGUGUCGCAGUCGCCGAUGAAACCUGUCGACGAGGAGAACAUCCUGAAGGAGUGCAUCCAGGGUCUGAUCAACACCGAGAUGAUCAAGCCCGAUGACGAGAUCGUUUCGACGUACCACCGCAAAUUCGAUCAUGGCUACCCGACCCCGACUCUGGAGCGUGAAGGUGUGCUGAAGGAGCUCCUGCCCAAGCUUCAAGCUAUGGACAUCUGGUCUCGCGGUCGCUUUGGUAGCUGGCGGUACGAGGUCGGCAACCAGGACCACUCGUUUAUGCUCGGUGUUGAGGCUGUUGACAACAUUGUCAGCGGCGCUGUCGAACUGACCCUCAACUAUCCUGAUUUCGUCAACACCCGCCAGAACACGGAGCGUCGUCUGAACCAGAGCUUCUACAAGUCUGGUUCAUCCUCUAUUCCUUCUCGACCUGCUCCGAGUGCUUAA